Myodes glareolus (Bank vole) is the source of this 7384-nucleotide messenger RNA. Lineage: Eukaryota; Metazoa; Chordata; Mammalia; Rodentia; Cricetidae. The record is from RefSeq and is a predicted model, not a curated record.
UUGCAUUCUUUGUGAGGUCUGUCUGCCUUGUGCUUUUUUGUCCCGGAUUAGUCUUGCUCAAGGAUGGAGAUUUCCAGGCAUGGAGUCUUAACAGCUUUGGGCUUCCAUUAAGCAAAUUCGGUAACCUUUUAAAGGGAAAGCUCAAUCCCCCCCCUUCAUUUCAGAAAGGUAGUUUAUAUUGACUAGAUGAAUUAAUCCACUUGAGACUAACUUAGUUACAUAUGGUAGGUAUUUUAACAUGUAUCUGGUUCUUUAUGAGAGCUGAACAUACAGGCUUUUUAAAAAUGAGAUAAAAAUUACUUUUUAAUUAAAAUGGCAUAGUUGGGGAAGCCUCUGGUACUGAGUUUUGUUUAUUUGCAUUCUCAUUUGUGCUCUUCCUCAUUUGGAGGUAUAUUAUUUAAUGCUCCUAUUACCCGCCUUCUGGGCUGCUUCCUAUUUAAAUGAAGUUUCUUUUAGAUAACUGAUGUUAGAUGGAAAAAAGUCACUCGUGUUACCUUUGGUAAAGUGAACUGAGUUUAAGAUUAAGAAACUGGUUUUAAACUGACCCUUUGCCCUCUGGAGCAAAUUCAGUUGUAACUCUUCCCCACCCUUUUCUCUUCUUCCAGGUCAAUUAAAAGAAGAGUGAACUGUAAUCCUUAAUGAUAACCGGGCAGGAUUUUUUUUUUUAAGAAAUUUUUUUUUUUUAAAUUGUAGAAGUUCAGGUGGAGUCAGGCUGUUACUGGUGUAGAGGUUUAGACAAGUCUUCACUUUGUUACCACAGAGCAGUGGACCACCAUUUUCAGUGAAGCUAUCCCCCCCCCCCCCCUUAUUUUUUGGUGCCCUUGGCAAAACCGAAAUCCGUUGCAUCAUUAUAACUCUUGUUUGGGUGUAGUUUUAGGAUACAGUAAUGACAGAACUUUCCCACAAACUUUCCUUCGAAGACAAAAGCACCAAAUGCAGCCAUUACACCAAACUUUAGGCAAAUUGAAUUGAAAAAUUAGCCUUAUUUUAACACAAAUAUCUGAAGAAAUCAAGAAAACAAGAUUUUUCUCAGAAGUCUGCUUAUGAUUUAUUAGAAGCAAGAUGAGAAAUUUUGUAGUAUUUUCUGUUAUAUCCUAAGGUAUAACUAAACCAAAACCAAUUUGCACAAAUUUAUUGAGCAAGAAAUUCAUCUUUGGAAACUAAACAUUUUCUAGGGAGUCAUAAUUUUUGUAUACAUUAUCCUUUUCUCUUAAAAUUAGCAACUGUAUACAACAUGCCAAUUGCAGACCUAAUUAUUUAAACCACGAGUGUAGUCAUGGAAAACCUACAGUCCAGUUUCUCCUUAGUUCAGGGUUCAAAUAAAAAACUGAAUGGAAUGGAGGAUGAUGGCAGCCCUCCCGUGAAAAAGAUGAUGACAGACAUUCAUGUCAAUGGAAAAACGCUAACCAAGGUGAAGAAGGAGCUUUUGGAUGACUAUGGAGAUGCAUCAGUGGAGACCGAUGGAGAGCUUGCCAAACGAAACUGUACUUCCAUGCCUGAAACUUUAAAUUUAAACCCCAGUCUGAAACACACACUAGCACAGUUCCAUUUGAGUAGUCAGAGCUCUUUGGGUGGACCAGCAGCAUUUUCCGCUCGCUAUUCCCAAGAAAGCAUGUCGCCGACUGUGUUCCUGCCUCUUCCAUCUCCUCAGGUUCUUCCUGGCCCUCUUCUCAUCCCUUCUGAUAGCUCCACAGAGCUCACUCAGACUGUUUUGGAAGGGGAGUCUAUUUCUUGUUUUCAAGUUGGAGGAGAAAAGAGACUCUGUUUGCCCCAAGUCUUAAAUUCUGUUCUCCGGGAAUUUUCACUCCAGCAAAUAAACACAGUAUGUGAUGAGCUAUACAUAUAUUGUUCACGUUGUACUUCAGACCAGCUUCACAUCUUAAAAGUCCUAGGAAUCCUUCCCUUCAAUGCCCCAUCCUGUGGGCUGAUCACCUUGACUGAUGCCCAAAGACUCUGCAAUGCCUUACUGCGGCCGCGAACCUUUCCUCAAAAUGGUAGCAUACUUCCUGCUAAAACCUCUUUGGCCCAGUUAAAGGAAACUGGCAGUGCCUUUGAAGUAGAACAUGAAUGCUUGGGCAAAUGUCAGGGUCUCUUUGCACCCCAGUUCUAUGUUCAGCCUGAUGCUCCCUGUAUCCAGUGUCUGGAGUGCUGUGGAAUGUUUGCACCCCAGACAUUUGUCAUGCAUUCUCACCGGUCACCUGACAAGAGAACUUGCCACUGGGGCUUCGAGUCAGCCAAGUGGCACUGUUACCUUCAUGUGAACCAAAAAUAUCUAGGAACACCCGAAGAAAAAAAACUGAAGAUAAUUUUAGAAGAAAUGAAGGAGAAGUUUAGCAUGCGAAAUGGAAAGAGAACCCAAUCAAAGACAGAUACACCGUCAGGAAUGGAGUUGCCAUCCUGGUAUCCUGUUAUAAAACAGGAGGGUGACCAUGUUUCUCAGACACACUCAUUUUUACACCCCAGCUACUACUUGUACAUGUGUGAUAAAGUGGUUGCACCAAAUGUGUCACUCACGUCUGCCUCCCAGUCUAAAGAGGUCACCAAGACAGAGACAAGUAAGUUCAUCUCCAAACAGGCAGAAAAGCCUCAUGGUAGUAGUAAACAUCAAAAAACAGUGUCUUACCCAGACGUCUCACUUGAGGAACAGGAGAAAAUGGAUUUAAAAACAAGUAGAGAAUUAUACAGUCAUUUAGAUCCAUUGAUCUCAAAUAAUUCUGUGAGUAAAAAGAAAUCUGAGUCUACUGUUUGCAACUUAGUGAGAGACAUAAGCAAGCUUGAUGCUGAAGCUUCAUCUCCGCUUCUGGUCAGAGAUGUUACUUGUGAGGACGACAAGGGAAAGAUUAUGGAAGAAGUGAUGAGAACCUAUGUAAAACAGCAAGAGAAGCUGAAUUCAAUUCUGCAGAAGAAGCAACAGCUUCAGAUGGAAGUGGAGAUGCUGAGCAGCUCUAAGGCGAUGAAGGAGCUCACUGAAGAGCAGCAGAAUCUACAGAAAGAGCUUGAGUCCUUGCAGAGUGAGCAUGCUCAGAGGAUGGAGGAAUUUCAUAUUGAACAGAGAGACUUGGAGAAGAAGUUGGAGCAGGUGAUGAAGCAGAAAUGCACCUGUGACUCAAACUUAGAGAAAGAUAAAGAGGCUGAGUACGCAGCACAGUUGGCAGAACUGAGGCAGAGACUGGACCAUGCUGAGGCGGACAGGCAAGAACUCCAGGAUGAACUCAGACAAGAGCGGGAGGCGAGGCAGAAGUUAGAGAUGAUGAUAAAGGAACUGAAGUUGCAGAUUGUGAAGUCGUCAAAGACCACCAAGGAGUAGGAGAAGACAUGCGUCUGUAUUUGGUUGAUAGGGAUUUUUGUUUGUUGCUUGCUUGGAAAUUUAAUUUUAUCAUCUUAUAUAAAUGAAGAUAACUAGACAUUCUGUUCAUUUGUAGGGCAGCAAAGUGCAAAGAUUAUACAUCAGUACAUCAUUUUUUCCAUUUUCCAAAUGAAUGAACAUGUUUGCUUAUUUGUACUUUUUUCAGUCAGCUUGGUAAUGCUAACCUAUGUGAUUUCAAUCAGUGGACAGUCUACCUGUUUUUCUGAGGCAAGCCCAACAGUUACAUACUUUUCACAGCUGCAUUAUGUGGUGGAAAAGAGCAGUGUCAAUUCUGUGUACUUAUUUCAGGUGGAGUUUAGAUACAGUGGUAAUGUUUGUUAUACAGAGCCAGUCAACUCUGUAUCUUCCUUCUCAUUACACAAUAUUUUAUUCUUAUUACAGAAUCUCCUCUUUUUAGUUUUUCAAGAUAAUGGUUUCUCUGUGUAGCUCCAGCUGUCCUGGAACUCACUCUGUAGAGCAGACUGGGCUAGAGCUCAGAGAUACAGCUGCGUCUGCCUCUUGAGUGCUGGGAUCUCCUCAUUUUUAUAUACCAAGUCUGUGUUUAUUUUGUUCAGGUUGUGGAAUGUAGUACACGGAUGGGAUGAUAGCACCACCCCAGUGUAUGUUUCUGGGAGAGCAUGCGUUGCUGUACCCUCAUGCUGCACACAAAAGCAGUUGCAAUUUGUCUUUUGGUUUAAGAGUGGCUAUAUCUAGAUAUGUGUGUGUGACUUAAGAAAAUUAAAAUGAUUUCUUAACUUUUAUUGUUAAUGGUGUGAAAAUACUCAUCUUCAUGAGGAAAAUGGAUUCCACUAAUGUACGUUGGUUCCUCUUGUACAGUUUUUAUAUGUAGUCUUAUAAAGGGUCUUACUGAAUUUAUAUAAUGGAUUUUUUUCUUUUAAAUUAUAAAAUAUUAAAUAUCUUGAAGGUUAUUUUGGACUUUUGUAUGUUUAAAUGUUACCUUAAAACUUGCACGAAUGGACCAUUAUGACUCUUUAAUCUUAAAAUCAGGAAUUUACAGUCAGCUAAUAAUAUCUGAUAGCUUAAUCACCAUUGAAGUAUCUGCUACUAGCAGGAAUUUUGGAUGAAUUUUAGAUGACAGAUGAAUUCCAUGAUUUGGGGAAGGGCAGCCUCUGCACUUUUGUUUUUAUUUUUUUGCACAUUAAAGUCUGAUACCUUUCACCAGCGGCUCUCACAUUAGUUGAUGCUCAGCUUGGAAUUUACUAGGGGAGUUCUCAGAGAGCAUUGUGGGUUUUCCUUUUGUUUUGUUUCCCCUUCAAAUUGCAGGGUUCCUCCUGCCUCUGCCUCCCAAGUAUUGGAUCUACAGGUGUGGGCCCCACCUCACCUGUGUGUGUGUGUGUGUGUGUGUGUGUGUGUGUGUGUGUGUGUGUGCGUGUGUGUGUGCGUGUGUGUGUGCGUGUGUUUUAGGGAGGUUUCCUGAAAGCAGCAUUGGCAUCAUCACCUCAGUUUUGUGUGUCCCACGCUGUCUCAUGUCACUACAUGAAGGGACUUGGUGUCUGUGCUUAGGAAUAACUUAAGAGUUAAGGCUGUCACUGCUCUUUUGUUUCUUCAUACUUGUUUCUUGAUACUUAUAAAAGCAACUUUUCCACUUUCCAAAGGGGAGUUUGCUUUCUAAAUGUAUUUUGACCGAAAUGUGGAUUUACUCCUCUAUGUUAGCUUUAUAAUUUAAUGUGUUGACUUUUGUAACCUCUUUGAGGAGAAACAGAUGUAAAGUUGCACAGGGACCAUAUAUGUCUUUGUAUUUAGAUCUGGGGAAAGAAAAAUCACAGAUACUUGUAAAAUACUUUAGCUUAGUUGUCCGUUACAGCGCAGCUGGGCUAUGUGGGAGGCAAACUUACACCAUUUAUUUUUCUGAUUACUCAAAACUUCUACUUACGUGCUACUAAAGCAUAUGUAAUUUUUCUAGUCCUUGAAUGAAACUUGGCCUCAUGACAUUGUUUAGCAUAGCCUUUACUUUCCAGAAGAUGAAAGGAUGUGCCAUAGUUUUUUGUCUGAACUUCCUUAAAAGUAAUUUUUAAUCAGCUGUAAAUAUUAUACCUACUGCUGUUGAAAGUAACUUUAAGUUACAUUGCACCAUAUAGCUUGAAAACGAAAUUGAAACUCUGUAGUCCUCCCAAAGUGACCUCUGCUUAAGUUCCCAUAUGAGACUUAUUUUAUGCAUGCUCAUUUUGUGUGCUGGUUGCUAUCUUAAAGUUUGUUUUGGUGUUAGGUCUUGUGCAUUGUGCCAAGCUUACUAGGCAGGCAGAUACUUCCUCAGACUCCGUGUUAUGUUUAGGAAGAAAUGAGACCAUUUGCUCUGAAACCCUGGGUUUAGGAGUGCACUGCAGAGUCUCUAGAGUACAGGAAAGACGGUGAGCAAUGCUUGCUGUGGUGGGGAUAGUUUCUCUCUGUGGUCCAAGUGUGGGAGCUCCUGCAGCCCUCAAGGAGACUCUUGAACCACCUGCCAAUCACAACCAGGACUUUUGAACACCAAAAGAUUUGACCAACAACUUAGGUUUGGCUUGGGCUUUAAUAUUUUUGACAUACAUUCUUUUGCUCGAAUUUCUUGUGUUUUUGAGGAUAAGGAUGUUUUAAGCUUCUUGAACUAAUUUUAUAACAUUUAAUAUAUAACCUGUUUAUAUGUAAAAUCUUUUGUACAGGGGUGGGAAGGAGUAAUGAAAAAGCUCAUUUGUACAUAGUGAAUUAUAAAACAGACUGAAGUCGGGGAAACAGUGAGUACCACUUUGUUCGCAGGCUGCUGUGUCCUUUGAAAGUCACACCAGAACAGCCAGUUUCUCUGUGUGUCUGUAGCUUGUUUGCAAAAUGAAAAGGAAACACAAGUAGUAAGAAACAUGCCCACGGUAUUUCCCUAGGAAUAGCUGCAAAGCUGGUCCUGCAGGGCUCGGAUCCACUUCUAGAAGGUGUGCUCAAUAUGUUAUGCUUUGAGUGGGUCGGCAAGAACGUUAGUUUCUUUUUGUCCGUUGUGCAUUUAAUCCUUAGGCCAGGGCAUUCCAAACUGAUGACAAAUUGUGUUCAUCAUGUACAUCUGAUCCUGCUCUUGUUAACGGUUUUAUGGAAGCAAUCAGCAAUAUGUGAUAUGAACUGCUUGUUAUAUACUAUCCUUGUGGAACUGAGAUAUUUAAGCAGAACUUAGUAUUUUCUUUUUCUAGUGUAAGAUACUUAAGCAUUUCCACUAUUGGAAGAAAAACAUAUGGGUAUUUUGUAUUGUAUCUUGUUUGAAAGGACAGUCUUUUUUAAUCUUCCCACUUAAAUGACUUUUAAAAAUAUAUACAAUUUGAAGCUUGUUUAGAAAUAGAAUUAAAUGUCAAAUAUAGUGUUACUGUUUUGAAAUUAGGAAGUAAUCAAAUAUAAAACAUUUUAAAAUUAAGCCCAGAAAACAAAAUAGUGUUCAAAGUUAGUUUAGUAUAAAAGGAAUUUAUAAGAUUUUUUUUCUUCAAUAUAGAUACCUCACUUGAAAAAAAGAAAGCACAGCAUGUUUAAUUCUCACGAAAAUACCCUACUAAAAUAAUUGCUAAACCUAGGACAUUUCUGAGUUGUUAGAGUUUGUGAUAAAUGUAGUUGCCAUUAGCUUUUUGCUGGAAAUACUUAUAUUGGUAAUUUUAAGGCAAUGUAAGUCUUCAAUUACUCCUCAGUUUUAACCUGUGAAGGCAGUAAGUGAAUGGUCCCUUCUGCAACUACUGAAGCAAAUUGACUAUAUUGAGCAUAAUUCAACUGGUAAUUUUGCCAGUAUGUAUAGUUUUAUGAUUAAAAUUGCUGUGGUUGGUUGCAUUACAUGACACACAAAACUGUCCUCUACCUCACGUGAAAUAAAUAUUUUAUAUGGUUUUACUAAAAAAAAUAAGAUUCAUCUAUCUGGUUACUUAGUUUACAAAUUUUGGAUUAUAUUUAUUGAAACAUGACAUACUGUGCUCUUAGCUUAUACCUCAAUUGUAUUUUGUGCUGUUCUCCAUUUUCAUGCCUUGUAUAUAACUUGUAUAGAUGGUGGAUGAGAUUCCCAAUAAAAGCUUUUAAUGCCCAUGA